AUGUCGACCACAGAGACAGCAGUCUACUUUUUCCGCGCUUACAUCACUCCGACUCUUCUGAGUAUCGGAAUUCCCUCGAACCUCUUUGUCUUCAUCGUAUUUGUUCGACUGCAAAAACGCCAACCUUGUAGAUUUAAUAUCUACGUAAUGUACCUGGCUAUAGCGCAUAUAUUUCAAUGUGUUGGUGAGUCGUUGUUGGAUCACUUUAUUGGUCGUGGACUCUGGUUCGCCUCUGGUUGUACCAUCGACUUUAAACUCGACACUCAAUCACUCUUCGCAUGCAAAUUUGUCUCCUAUUUGCCGACAGCAACAGAGUUACUUGCAGCAGUCACUCUAGUCUCCUUCACAAUCGACAGAACCGUCACCAUCUACCGUCCAAUCCAUUCUCGUGGUGACAUUCACCUAAAUUAUGCUCGUCUGGGGCUGCUGCUCGCUUUUUUCUUCACUUUCGUCUCAUUCAUCCCUGCCGCGAUCUACUAUACACUGGAACGCGCACCCGACGGUAGAUUACGAUGUGCUCUUGUGGAACCCACCUCACCUGGACCACGAUAUGUCAUUCUUAUGUCUGUCAUCUGCUCCUACACCGCGCCCACCAUCACCAUCCUCGUUCUCAAUGUCCUCAUCUGCCACAAACUCAAGCACCUUAUCCGCAGCGGUGGUAUCAAAUCAACCACCUCGUAUAAACACAAACUCGAGAGACGUCGCAUCCUCGGUCACCUGGGCGUCUGCUCAUUCUUCCUCUGUCUGUCGAUUCCGCUCGUGAUUUGUAUGGCCCUGCGUCAGUACUCCGACGCCAAAAACUACUCCGAAACCGCAAAGGAGUUCCACAAGGAGAUUGUCCAACUCACCAAGUUCUUCAGCUCCUUCACUGCUAUACAAUACUCCACAGAUAUUAUCAUUUACUUCGUAUUCUUGCCCAAUGCGCGUUCAGAGGCUCUACGUCUACUUUGCGGCUGUGAGCGGCUCCAGAGGUUCAGUCUAGUUCGCCGAAUUUACACGAAACAUGUGAAGGAUAGUUUGCAGGAACGACGCUUGAAGAUGUCUACUGUAAUGACUCGUAUGCACGACCCUAGAGGCAAUGACAGAGGACGCUCCCCGUCCAACGAGUCGGCGUCCAGCACUUCCGAAGUACCCAAAUGA
Echinococcus granulosus is the source of this 1140-nucleotide messenger RNA. RefSeq names its product peptide (allatostatin/somatostatin)-like receptor. Gene Ontology annotation, biological process: G protein-coupled receptor signaling pathway. Gene Ontology annotation, cellular component: plasma membrane. The record is from RefSeq and is a predicted model, not a curated record. The transcript has a single exon. Lineage: Eukaryota; Metazoa; Platyhelminthes; Cestoda; Cyclophyllidea; Taeniidae. Bases 1 to 1140 code for a protein of 379 amino acids. Gene Ontology annotation, molecular function: G protein-coupled receptor activity.